This is a messenger RNA of Acaulospora morrowiae, 264 nucleotides long. Lineage: Eukaryota; Fungi; Glomeromycota; Glomeromycetes; Diversisporales; Acaulosporaceae. The record is from the annotation of a GenBank genome assembly.
AUGAAUGAUAAAACAGUAGAAAUUGGUAAUACGGAUGCGAAGAGGCGUUUAGUCUUGGCAGAUGGGAUUACUUAUACUAUUCAAAAAGAAAAGGCCACUAAAAUAAUUAUAGUAGCAACAUUAACCAGAGCUGUGAUGGCCACCUUUAUUCUUUUUUGUAAAGUUCUUAUUAUCUCGCUGCCUGUAAAAUUUGUAAAACAUCGAAUUACAAAAAAAUCCUACUUCUUUUUUGAUCGAACCGUUGUUUUGUUACCUUCAGUUUAA